This is a messenger RNA of Aedes albopictus (Asian tiger mosquito), 1054 nucleotides long. RefSeq names its product OCIA domain-containing protein 1 (gene asrij). NCBI's taxonomy places the organism in Eukaryota, Metazoa, Arthropoda, Insecta, Diptera, Culicidae. Bases 130 to 918 code for a protein of 262 amino acids. The record is from RefSeq and is a predicted model, not a curated record. The transcript has 5 exons. Gene Ontology annotation, cellular component: endosome.
UCGCAACGAAAAACCGGCCAACACUGUCAGUCAGCAUCAGCUGUGCCUUUAUUUUUGUGAUUAUGUGAAAUUUGGAACCGGAAAGUGUUUUGGAUUGCAUUUCAUAACGAAAUUACUAAAUUACAAACUAUGGACAGGGCAGAACCAGCACCACAACAUAUUGAAGGACAGCGCAAUGCUUUGAAUUUUCAAUUUUCGCCGGAGGAGUUGAAGGUGUUGCAAGAAUGUAAUCGGGAAGCAUUUUUUCAACGUUCGAUGCCGCUGGGGACGGUUUUCGGAUUGGGAACGUACUACGCCAUCCAAAGAGGUUUUCUAAAGCCCAGCGUACGAUUUGGCGCCGGUCCCAAAGUUUUUGUUGGUAUAACGUUGGGUUACUUUAUGGGUAAGCUGAGCUACCAGAGUCGAUGUGCCGAGAAAAUUAUGCGUAUACCAAACUCCCGACUGGCCGAUAUGAUUCGCCAGAGACGACAGGGAGGAGGCACCGGCGUUGAAAGAUUAUACCCCGAUCAAGGAUUCAGUGCUGGAAGCAUGUUGUCCCCAUUUGGACCGGCUGCUCCGAGUGACAGUGUAACGGAGCAGCAUUUCCGCAAUCGUGACUCGAUCAACAUCGACGUUUACACCCCCAGCUAUUCCGGACUGGACGAGAGCGCUCGACCGUCUCUUGAUUCGAAUCGAGCCUUCGAGGAGGAACUUCAGCUGCCCGUUGAUCCUCCACCGGUGACGAAAUCCUACGAAGAGUUGCGUCGACAGAAUCGCGAAGACUAUGCGCGUCGACAGCAGGCCCCGUAUCGUCCGCCGACGGUAUUGGAGGACACGCCUCCGAUUAGACGGGAAACUGUGCCUCCACCCAGGCUGGAAGAUCGGCCACCCCAGCAUCCCCAGAUGAAGAACAAAUACGGGGAUGUCUAUCAGGAAUAGAAUAAUUGAAUGCAAUGGUUUGCGCUGCCUCUAAAGUACACUAUGAAACUGAACGCUAUAAAAUGUGGGGUUGUUCAGCUGCUGUUCGUAUUAGGUACUCAAUAAAUUUGCUGCAUUUUAGUUUCCGCACAGUUUA